AUUGGUGCAGAGUCGCAAGAUGCUCUGGAUCGCGUCAUACUGCUCAAGAAGCCCAAGGGCGACGAGACGGGCGGCGCUGGCAUCGAUGAUGGUGAGUUCGACGACCGCAACGGGCUGGGUGACAUUAUCAACGCGGGCUUCAAUUCUCUCCGGCGGCCAGCCAGGCGGCUCGAGAACGAUAGGGGCGAGGUCGCCAAGAAGCCUUUGCUGGGCAAGUCUGCGCUAGGAGGGGCCAGCAGCGACGCCUCGGACCCCCCGGAAUACGUCGACGUCAGCCCGGAACGAAGUGGUGGCAGCGACGACAGCUGGGGCGAUGACGCCAUGGCGAUCGCCCCGAAGAAACCAGAUCACAAGGUGGGGGCGACUCUGGCGGAGAUGGCGGUUGCCCACUUGCUGGCGAAGGGCUCGAUGUCGCUAUUGGAGGGCCACCUGGCGGAGAUGGAGGCCCCCCCCCCCCAGGUGUUGCGGCGGCGCCUCCAGGUGGAAGGGGGAGACGCAGAAGCGCCUGCAGCUGGAGCGGGGGCGCCUCCCGCCGCAGCGCUGGCGCCUUCAGGCGAGUGGAAGUGCGUCUCAUUGGAGGGCCUGGGCGAGCUCGUCUACGACGCGACCAGGGGCAGGCUUAACGCCAAUUGCAAGCACAAGGGGCAUUGCAAGCCUAAGUGCGCGAACUGCCACGUGGAUCGGGCCACCAGGGUCGAGGGUCGCAAGCCGCGCAAGGGAGAA
Messenger RNA from Prorocentrum cordatum, 723 nucleotides. The record is from the annotation of a GenBank genome assembly. Lineage: Eukaryota; Dinophyceae; Prorocentrales; Prorocentraceae.